Molecule: messenger RNA, 624 nt
Organism: Diabrotica balteata
Lineage: Eukaryota; Metazoa; Arthropoda; Insecta; Coleoptera; Chrysomelidae
Source: the annotation of a GenBank genome assembly
AUGCCAAAGAAUAAUGAAAUGGUACAAAAGGAAAAUGAUAAAUGUCCUUGUAUUAUAGAUCAAAUUUUUACUGGAGGAUUGCAAAGUGAUUUAGUGUGUAAAAGAUGCAAUGGUGUCUCAACAACGAUAGAUCCAAUUUGGGACUUCUCUUUAGAUCUCGGACCCGUAACAUUAGGAGGCAGACAACCUUCUUCUCUUCAUGAAUGCCUUGAUAGAUUUACUAGAGCUGAACUUUUAGAAAAUAAGGAGAAAACCUUUUGUUCAAAUUGUCAAUCACAUGAAGAAUCUACUAAACAGUUUACUAUGAAGACUCUUCCUAUAGUUGUAUGUUUUCAUCUAAAGAGGUUUCAGCAUACAAAUGAGGUAAAGAAAAAAAUAUCUACAGUGAUAUCUUUUCCUGAAAUGUUAGAUAUGACACCUUUCAUGAGUAGAAGUAAAGAACAGACUUCUUUCCCCAUAGACAAUAGAUACUCAUUAUUUGCUGUUAUUAUUCACGUAGGUCCAACAAUAGAUAUCGGACAUUAUGUAGCGUACGUGAGACAACAACACGACUAUUGGUACAAAUGUGAUGAUGACGUCAUAACUAGAGCUAAUCUUAAAGAAGUUCUUGGAUCCGAGGGGUAA